GUGAAACGUUUCUUUAGGCGGGGCCUAGCCUGUGGACUGGCGGAGGGAGUACCACUGCAUGCGAGCAAAGACGGAGCCUGGGAGGCGAUUAGUAGCUUCUCGUGAUUUGGUUUGGGAAAGGUUGUUCCUUGUCGGACCGAUGGAAGUGAAUGCCUGGACGGCUGACUCCAAUGGCCCUACCGAGAUGUGCGGGGUGAUUCCCGAGAUUAACGGUGGGUACACGAACGACAAGUCGGGAUGGGGUAUUCUGGGCAAGAAGGAUAGGCGCCGGAAAAACAAGAUGGCGCGAUGGUUGUCGCCCCCUGUCUACUCUAGCGGUCCGGAAAUGCCCAUAGAUGUAAGGGAAGGGGUAUCUGUCGUCCUCCCGGAGGAAGGAACGUGGACGGACCUAGAGCCAGCUUAUGAAACCGUGAUGCUGGACGAGAAGGACGCGUUCCUCUGGAUAAAGACAAUCUGGACUAAGGUCAGCCUGACAAGACUUUCACCUAGUCUGAUGAACCUAGAAUUCCGGGGAACGGUGGAAGCUCGAGGAUGGGUCUACGUAUCUCAGGAAAUGGAAAAUGUAAUGGUAGUGGGACUAGUACUGGGCACGGCACCAGAUCAAUUGUUUAAGCAAGCGGAACGGGAAGUGGUAUGGGCGGCAUGUCAGCGGGCGGAAAUGGAGAUGGAAAAGAUGGAGGUGCGAGUGGAACUCGGAGACCGGAAAAAUAUGAGACGCCCCAUUAGGACGAUGAGAUGCGUGCUACCCCCGUUUCUGGUGGAUGCAGUCUUUGGGACCAGGGAUAGAUUGGAACGGAUAUGCCGGUCGAUGACGCACCUGAGGCUGUACCAAUGUGUUAGACAAGACUUCUUUAGGCUGUCGGUGGAAGCGGGGCCGUUUGAAGGAAACUUGGCGGAAGAAUUAGCUGAGGUAUUAAACCUCCUCGGCACGGACAAAAUCUUUGUUCCCAGUAGGGAAUCGAUGGCUCGAGAAUUCCAACUGAGGGAUUGCACGUUCGAAGGAUGGAAACCAAGGCGGAUUAAGGGGGGGGUAGAGAUGCCCUUGCAUGCGGAAUAUGAAUGGAGAGGAACGACGUGUGACUGGGUCGGGCUUGAGAUUGUACCUGAACUGUCAUACCUAUGGAUAGAACGUGUCUGGAACCCCAUUAGGGAGGAAGAUGGAUGGGAAGACAUCACAGAAGGGAGAGUGGAGUCGGUAGGGACGGUCGUCUUGUCGGAGCAAGGGUGGCAUCUGUUCUGUACCACGCUUACGGCGGGACAAGACCCGAUGUGGCUUCUGGAGGGAGCAGAAACGAGGGCUCAGAAGGCGGGUGAGAGGUUUGCCAAUAAGGGAUGGGAUGAAGUCCACAGCAAGGUCGUAAUGGGGGGAUGGAAAGAGUUUAGACCACCUUGCUCGCGAAAGAGGAUCUGGGUCCCCGAGUUCAUAGUGGACUGGUUUGGGGGUUUUGACCACGUUGCGGAAGUGGCCGACACUAUGAGAAGGGUGCACAUAGACUACACGUGGUUGUCAGAGGAGUUCUACAAAACGUCGUUGAAGUACGGGCCUUUCCAUGGCGAUAGAGCCUGAGAAGUCCUUAUCAUUUUCAAUCUGGACAGGUACGAUCAACUAGAUGUAGCCUCACCUCAGCAGACGUAAGCACGAUCCUGGUGACAAGCCUCCAACUUCGUGGCCCGCCCCACACUAGCCCCAUCGAUAGGAUGAGCAACUCAUCAUCCAACAGGUAAGCCUCUCCUCUCUCAGUUUCUAUUGCGCGCGAUUUGCCCAUUGCCCAGUUCCCACAACACUCGUUCCUUUUAGGGCACAAUCGUGACGAUGGCAAUGAAGAGCCCGACCGUGU
Chara braunii is the source of this 1838-nucleotide messenger RNA. NCBI's taxonomy places the organism in Eukaryota, Viridiplantae, Streptophyta, Charophyceae, Charales, Characeae. The record is from the annotation of a GenBank genome assembly.